GUAUACUUGCCUCUUACCCUGAGAGAUGGUGGAACCAGUCGAGCAGUGCUGGUAGAUCGGAGGGUGCGGGGUGCAGUGCGAGGAGUGAUGAGCGCUUUGAGAAUUUUGCCUGGUGUGUGCAUCUUCCCAUCCUGCUUAUUGCCAGCAUGAGUUGUGGACGAGGAAGGGGUCAUCGUGGCCACCAUGAGCAUCAUGAACACCAUGGGCAUCAUGAACACCAUGGCCAUCCUGAACACCAUGGCCAUCAUGAACACCAUGGCCAUCAUGAGCAUCUUGAACACCAUGGACACCAUGGCCACCAUGGCCACGGCCAUCAUGAGCAUCAUGAACACCAUGGACACCGUGGCCAUGGUCAUCAUGGACACUUUGGACCCCUCCAACCUCAGGUUGUGAUUUGUGGCCCGACACAAACAACCACAACCACCUUUAAGAUUCCAGCUGAGGUUUCAAAACCAAUCAUGCAGCCUAGCAUUCCCUAUCUCGGACCAAUAGCUGGAGGUUUAAAACCAGGGACUCGAUUUCAUGUCGAAGGAACUGUUCACCCUAAUGCCAAAGAGUUUCAAAUUAACUUCAAAACAGGGGUAAACACUGCCGAUGAUGUCGCCUUUCAUUUCAACCCCCGGAUCGGUCAAUAUGUUUACAUGAACAUCUUCAAAAAUGGGAAAUGGCAGAAGGAGGAAUUGGGUCCUGAUAAGCCCUUUACUAGAGGAGCAUCCUUUAAAUUACUGUUUCUCGUUAAUACAGAUUUCUAUGAGGUCUAUGUGAAUGGACAGCUUCUCUACAAAUUCAAACACCGUAUUCCUUUCGAGAGUGUUACUACACUUGGAAUAGUCGGAGAUGUUAUAAUAUACUGGAUGGGUUUUGAAGGCUUUAGGCAAACUGACAUGACCACCUUCACCAUCCCAGCUGAGGUUUCAAAACCAGUCCUCCAGCCUAGCAUUCCCUAUGUCGGACCAAUAGCUGGAGGUUUAAAACCAGGGACUCGAUUUCAUGUCGAAGGAACUGUUCACCCUAAUGCCAAAGAGUUUCAAAUUAACUUCAAAACAGGGGUAAACACUGCCGAUGAUGUCGCCUUUCAUUUCAACCCCCGGAUCGGUCAAUAUGUUUACAUGAACAUCUUCAAAAAUGGGAAAUGGCAGAAGGAGGAAUUGGGUCCUGAUAAGCCCUUUACUAGAGGAGCAUCCUUUAAAUUACUGUUUCUCGUUAAUACAGAUUUCUAUGAGGUCUAUGUGAAUGGACAGCUUCUCUACAAAUUCAAACACCGUAUUCCUUUCGAGAGUGUUACUACACUUGGAAUAGUCGGAGAUGUUAUAAUACACUGGAUGGGUUUUGAAGGCUUUAAGCAAACAGUCAUGACCACCUUCACCAUCCCAGCUGAGGUUUCAAAACCAGUCCUCCAGCCUAGCAUUCCCUAUGUCGGACCAAUAGCUGGAGGUUUGAAACCAGGGACUCGAUUUCAUGUCGAAGGAACUGUUCACCCUAAUGCCAAAGAGUUUCAAAUUAACUUCAAAACAGGGGUAAACACUGCCGAUGAUGUCGCCUUUCAUUUCAAUCCCCGGAUCGGUCAAUAUGUUUACAUGAACAUCUUCAAAAAUGGGAAAUGGCAGAAGGAGGAAUUGGGUCCUGAUAAGCCCUUUACUAGAGGAGCAUCCUUUAAAUUACUGUUUCUCGUUAAUACGGAUUUCUAUGAGGUCUAUGUGAAUGGACAGCUUCUCUACAAAUUCAAACACCGUAUUCCUUUCGAGAGUGUUACUACACUUGGAAUAGUCGGAGAUGUUAUAAUACACUGGAUGGGUUUUGAAGGCUUUAGGCAAACUGUCAUGACCACCUUCACCAUCCCAGCUGAGGUUUCAAAACCAGUCCUCCAGCCUAGCAUUCCCUAUGUCGGACCAAUAGCUGGAGGUUUGAAACCAGGGACUCGAUUUCAUGUCGAAGGAACUGUUCACCCUAAUGCCAAAGAGUUUCAAAUUAACUUCAAAACAGGGGUAAACACUGCCGAUGAUGUCGCCUUUCAUUUCAAUCCCCGGAUCGGUCAAUAUGUUUACAUGAACAUCUUUAAAAAUGGGAAAUGGCAGAAGGAGGAAUUGGGUCCUGAUAAGCCCUUUACUAGAGGAGCAUCCUUUAAAUUAUUGUUUCUCGUUAAUACGGAUUUCUAUGAGGUCUAUGUGAAUGGACAGCCUCUCUACAAAUUCAAACACCGUAUUCCUUUCGAGAGCGUUACUACACUUGGAAUAGUCGGAGAUGUUAUAAUACACUGGAUGGGUUUUGAAAAAUGGACAAGUCCUUAUUUGUUCAAAGAGAGCAAAGUCAUACUAAUGCGAUGUGGAGGCUGGACAUUUAUUCCAUUACAGAUUUCCUACCUAAUCAGUAACCCAGUACUUCCCUAUGUGGGUGAAAUCCCAGGAGGGGUAAAACAAGACAGAGCUGUAGUUUUUCAAGGGACUGUUUCUGCAGAUGCAAACUGGUUUGUAAUAAAUUUCAAAGCAGGUCCAUCUGAUGGUGAUGACAUUGCUUUUCAUUACAACCCUCGCUUUGGUGAUCUUACCACCAUGAACAGCUUCAGAAACGGAAACUGGGAGAUGGAGGAAAAAACUGCCCAUAAUCCUUUCACCAAGGGAGGAGCCUUCAUAAUUCUUGUAAUCAUCAAUUCCGAGGGCUAUGAGGUCUUUGUGAACGGUUUAAGACAUUGCACCUUCAAGCACCGCAUUCCUCUGGAGAAAGUGUCUACUAUUAACGUUCGUGGAGACAUUUCCCUCCUCGUCUGGGGUUUCAUUGAUGGCUGGAGUACUACAUCAUCCUCAAAGGAGCUCAAGAAAAUCACAAGCACACAGAGCUCAACCUCGAGUUUCAAAUCUUCACAUUUAGAGAUUUCACAUCCAGUCAUUAGCCCUGCACUUCCCUAUGUGAGUCAAGUACCUGGACGGUUACAUCAAGACAGGGCUAUAUUCCUCCAAGGCACAGUUCUUGCGGAUGCUAGAAGCUUUACUAUAAAUUUCAAGACAGGGCCUUCUGAUGGUGAUGACAUCGCUUUUCAUUACAAUCCUUGCAUUGGUAAUUAUACCACCCUGAACAGCUUCAGAAAAGGAAACUGGGAUAAACAGGAAAAUGCACCUGAUAAACCAUUUACCAAGGGAGGAAACUUCCAAAUGAUUGUAGCCUUCAACUCUGAGGGUUACGAGGUCUAUGUGAAUGGUUUAAGACACUGCACAUUCAAGCACCGAAUUCCUCUAGAGAAAGUUUCAACACUUGAAAUCCGGGGUGAUAUUUCACAACUCAUAUGGGGUUUUAUAGAUGGCUGGAGUACUUCUUCAUUCUAUAUAGAACUUCAGAAAAUGCCAAUCACACAGAGUGUAUCCACAAUGUUUGGAUCCACACCUUUCCAGAUUUCACAACCAAUCAGCAACCCAACAUUUCCCUAUGUGGGUAAAAUACCAGGAGGGAUUAAACAAGAUAUGGCUGUAUUCUUCCAAGGGACUCUUCUUCCAGAUGCCAAAACCUUUGCAAUAAAUUUCAAAACGGGGCCGUCUGCUGGUGAUGACAUCGCUUUUCAUUUCAAUCCUCACAUUGGUGAAUAUACCACCCUGAACAGCUUCAGAAAAGGAAACUGGGAUGAACAGGAAAAGGCACCUGAUCAACCCUUCACCAAGGGAGGAGACUUCCAAAUGAUUGUAGCCUUCAACUCCGAAGGUUAUGAGGUGUAUGCGAAUGGAUUAAGGCAUUGUGUGUUUAAGCAUCGCGUGCCUUUAGAAAAAGUUUCAACAAUUGAAAUCCCUGGAGGUCUUUCCCAGCUCAUGUUUGGUUUUAUACAUGGCUGGAGUACUUCUUCAUUCUUUAUAGAAAUUCAGAAAACGCCAAUCACACAGAGUGUAACCACAAUGUUUGGAUCCACACCUUUCCAGAUUUCACAACCAAUCAGCAACCCAACAUUUCCCUACGUGGGUAAAAUACCAGGAGGGAUUAAACAAGAUAUGGCUGUAUUCUUCCAAGGGACUCUUCUUCCAGAUGCCAAAACCUUUGCAAUAAAUUUCAAAACGGGGCCGUCUGCUGGUGAUGACAUCGCUUUUCAUUUCAAUCCUCGCAUUGGUGAAUAUACCACCCUCAACAGCUUCAGAAAAGGAAACUGGGAUGAACAGGAAAAGGCACCUGAUCAACCCUUCACCAAGGGAGGAGACUUCCAAAUGAUUGUAGCCUUCAACUCUGAGGGUUAUGAGGUCUAUGUGAAUGGAUUAAGGCAUUGUGUGUUUAAGCAUCGCGUACCUUUAGAAAAAGUUUCAACAAUUGAAAUCCCUGGAGGUCUUUCCCAGCUGAUGUUUGGUUUUUUAUAUGGCUGGAGUACUUCUUCAUUCUUUAUAGAACUUCAGAAAACGCCAAUCACACAGAGUGUAACCACAAUGUUUGGAUCCACACCUUUCCAGAUUUCACAACCAAUCAGCAACCCAACAUUUCCCUACGUGGGUAAAAUACCAGGAUGGAUUAAACAAGAUAUGGCUGUAUUCUUCCAAGGGACUCUUCUUCCAGAUGCCAAAACCUUUGUCAUAAAUUUCAAAACGGGGCCGUCUGCUGGUGAUGACAUCGCUUUUCAUUUCAAUCCUCGCAUUGGUGAUUGUACCGCCCUGAACAGCUUCAGAAAAGGAAACUGGGAUGAACAGGAAAAGGCACCUGAUCAACCCUUCACCAAGGGAGGAGACUUCCAAAUGAUUGUAGCCUUCAACUCUGAGUGUUAUGAGGUCUAUGUGAAUGGAUUAAGGCAUUGUGUGUUUAAGCAUCGCAUACCUUUAGAGAAAGUUUCAACAAUUGAAAUCCCUGGAGGUCUUUCCCAGCUCAUGUUUGGUUUUAUACAUGGCUGGAGUACUUCUUCAUUCUUUAUAGAAAUUCAGAAAACGCCAAUCACACAGAGUGUAACCACAAUGUUUGGAUCCACACCUUUCCAGAUUUCACAACCAAUCAGCAACACAACAUUUCCCUACGUGGGUAAAAUACCAGGAUGGAUUAAACAAGAUAUGGCUGUAUUCUUCCAAGGGACUGUUCUUCCAGAUGCCAAAACCUUUGCAAUAAAUUUCAAAACGGGGCCGUCUGCUGGUGAUGACAUCGCUUUUCAUUUCAAUCCUCGCAUUGGUGAAUAUACCACCCUGAACAGCUUCAGAAAAGGAAACUGGGAUGAACAGGAAAAGGCACCUGAUCAACCCUUCACCAAGGGAGGAGACUUCCAAAUGAUUGUAGCCUUCAACUCUGAGGGUUAUGAGGUCUAUGUGAAUGGAUUAAGGCAUUGUGUGUUUAAGCAUCGCAUACCUUUAGAGAAAGUUUCAACAAUUGAAAUCCCUGGAGGUCUUUCCCAGCUGAUGUUUGGUUUUUUAUAUGGCUGGAGUACUUCUUCAUUCUUUAUAGAACUUCAGAAAACGCCAAUCACACAGAGUGUAACCACAAUGUUUGGAUCCACACCUUUCCAGAUUUCACAACCAAUCAGCAACCCAACAUUUCCCUAUGUGGGUAAAAUACUAGGAUGGAUUAAACAAGAUAUGGCUGUAUUCUUCCAAGGGACUCUUCUUCCAGAUGCCAAAACCUUUGUCAUAAAUUUCAAAACGGGGCCGGCUGCUGGUGAUGACAUCGCUUUUCAUUUCAAUCCUCGCAUUGGUGAUUGUACCGCCCUGAACAGCUUCAGAAAAGGAAACUGGGAUGAACAGGAAAAGGCACCUGAUCAACCCUUCACCAAGGGAGGAGACUUCCAAAUGAUUGUAGCCUUCAACUCUGAGGGUUAUGAGGUCUAUGUGAAUGGAUUAAGGCAUUGUGUGUUUAAGCAUCGCAUACCUUUAGAGAAAGUUUCAACAAUUGAAAUCCCUGGAGGUCUUUCCCAGCUCAUGUUUGGUUUUAUACAUGGCUGGAGUACUUCUUCAUUCUUUAUAGAAAUUCAGAAAACGCCAAUCACACAGAGUGUAACCACAAUGUUUGGAUCCACACCUUUCCAGAUUUCACAACCAGUCAGCAACACAACAUUUCCCUACGUGGGUAAAAUACCAGGAUGGAUUAAACAAGAUAUGGCUGUAUUCUUCCAAGGGACUGUUCUUCCAGAUGCCAAAACCUUUGCAAUAAAUUUCAAAACGGGGCCGUCUGCUGGUGAUGACAUCGCUUUUCAUUUCAAUCCUCGCAUUGGUGAUUGUACCGCCCUGAACAGCUUCAGAAAAGGAAACUGGGAUGAACAGGAAAAGGCACCUGAUCAACCCUUCACCAAGGGAGGAGACUUCCAAAUGAUUGUAGCCUUCAACUCUGAGGGUUAUGAGGUCUAUGUGAAUGGAUUAAGGCAUUGUGUGUUUAAGCAUCGCAUACCUUUAGAGAAAGUUUCAACAAUUGAAAUCCCUGGAGGUCUUUCCCAGCUCAUGUUUGGUUUUAUACAUGGCUGGAGUACUUCUUCAUUCUUUAUAGAAAUUCAGAAAACGCCAAUCACACAGAGUGUAACCACAAUGUUUGGAUCCACACCUUUCCAGAUUUCACAACCAGUCAGCAACACAACAUUUCCCUACGUGGGUAAAAUACCAGGAUGGAUUAAACAAGAUAUGGCUGUAUUCUUCCAAGGGACUGUUCUUCCAGAUGCCAAAACCUUUGCAAUAAAUUUCAAAACGGGGCCGUCUGCUGGUGAUGACAUCGCUUUUCAUUUCAAUCCUCGCAUUGGUGAAUAUACCACCCUGAACAGCUUCAGAAAAGGAAACUGGGAUGAACAGGAAAAGGCACCUGAUCAACCCUUCACCAAGGGAGGAGACUUCCAAAUGAUUGUAGCCUUCAACUCUGAGGGUUAUGAGGUCUAUGUGAAUGGAUUAAGGCAUUGUGUGUUUAAGCAUCGCGUACCUUUAGAAAAAGUUUCAACAAUUGAAAUCCCUGGAGGUCUUUCCCAGCUGAUGUUUGGUUUUUUAUAUGGCUGGAGUACUUCUUCAUUCUUUAUAGAACUUCAGAAAACGCCAAUCACACAGAGUGUAACCACAAUGUUUGGAUCCACACCUUUCCAGAUUUCACAACCAAUCAGCAACCCAACAUUUCCCUACGUGGGUAAAAUACCAGGAUGGAUUAAACAAGAUAUGGCUGUAUUCUUCCAAGGGACUCUUCUUCCAGAUGCCAAAACCUUUGUCAUAAAUUUCAAAACGGGGCCGUCUGCUGGUGAUGACAUCGCUUUUCAUUUCAAUCCUCGCAUUGGUGAUUGUACCGCCCUGAACAGCUUCAGAAAAGGAAACUGGGAUGAACAGGAAAACGCACCUGAUCAACCCUUCACCAAGGGAGGAGACUUCCAAAUGAUUGUAGCCUUCAACUCUGAGGGUUAUGAGGUCUAUGUGAAUGGAUUAAGGCAUUGUGUGUUUAAGCAUCGCAUACCUUUAGAGAAAGUUUCAACAAUUGAAAUCCCUGGAGGUCUUUCCCAGCUCAUGUUUGGUUUCAUACAUGGCUGGAGUACUUCUUCAUUCUUUAUAGAAAUUCAGAAAACGCCAAUCACACAGAGUGUAACCACAAUGUUUGGAUCCACACCUUUCCAGAUUUCACAACCAAUCAGCAACACAACAUUUCCCUACGUGGGUAAAAUACCAGGAUGGAUUAAACAAGAUAUGGCUGUAUUCUUCCAAGGGACUGUUCUUCCAGAUGCCAAAACCUUUGUCAUAAAUUUCAAAACGGGGCCGGCUGCUGGUGAUGACAUCGCUUUUCAUUUCAAUCCUCGCAUUGGUGAUUGUACCGCCCUGAACAGCUUCAGAAAAGGAAACUGGGAUGAACAGGAAAAGGCACCUGAUCAACCCUUCACCAAGGGAGGAGACUUCCAAAUGAUUGUAGCCUUCAACUCUGAGGGUUAUGAGGUCUAUGUGAAUGGAUUAAGGCAUUGUGUGUUUAAGCAUCGCAUACCUUUAGAGAAAGUUUCAACAAUUGAAAUCCCUGGAGGUCUUUCCCAGCUCAUGUUUGGUUUUAUACAUGGCUGGAGUACUUCUUCAUUCUUUAUAGAAAUUCAGAAAACGCCAAUCACACAGAGUGUAACCACAAUGUUUGGAUCCACACCUUUCCAGAUUUCACAACCAAUCAGCAACACAACAUUUCCCUACGUGGGUAAAAUACCAGGAUGGAUUAAACAAGAUAUGGCUGUAUUCUUCCAAGGGACUGUUCUUCCAGAUGCCAAAACCUUUGCAAUAAAUUUCAAAACGGGGCCGUCUGCUGGUGAUGACAUCGCUUUUCAUUUCAAUCCUCGCAUUGGUGAAUAUACCACCCUGAACAGCUUCAGAAAAGGAAACUGGGAUGAACAGGAAAAGGCACCUGAUCAACCCUUCACCAAGGGAGGAGACUUCCAAAUGAUUGUAGCCUUCAACUCUGAGGGUUAUGAGGUCUAUGUGAAUGGAUUAAGGCAUUGUGUGUUUAAGCAUCGCAUACCUUUAGAGAAAGUUUCAACAAUUGAAAUCCCUGGAGGUCUUUCCCAGCUGAUGUUUGGUUUUUUAUAUGGCUGGAGUACUUCUUCAUUCUUUAUAGAACUUCAGAAAACGCCAAUCACACAGAGUGUAACCACAAUGUUUGGAUCCACACCUUUCCAGAUUUCACAACCAAUCAGCAACCCAACAUUUCCCUACGUGGGUAAAAUACCAGGAUGGAUUAAACAAGAUAUGGCUGUAUUCUUCCAAGGGACUCUUCUUCCAGAUGCCAAAACCUUUGUCAUAAAUUUCAAAACGGGGCCGUCUGCUGGUGAUGACAUCGCUUUUCAUUUCAAUCCUCGCAUUGGUGAUUGUACCGCCCUGAACAGCUUCAGAAAAGGAAACUGGGAUGAACAGGAAAAGGCACCUGAUCAACCCUUCACCAAGGGAGGAGACUUCCAAAUGAUUGUAGCCUUCAACUCUGAGGGUUAUGAGGUCUAUGUGAAUGGAUUAAGGCAUUGUGUGUUUAAGCAUCGCAUACCUUUAGAGAAAGUUUCAACAAUUGAAAUCCCUGGAGGUCUUUCCCAGCUCAUGUUUGGUUUUAUACAUGGCUGGAGUACUUCUUCAUUCUUUAUAGAAAUUCAGAAAACGUCAAUCACACAGAGUGUAACCACAAUGUUUGGAUCCACACCUUUCCAGAUUUCACAACCAGUCAGCAACACAACAUUUCCCUACGUGGGUAAAAUACCAGGAUGGAUUAAACAAGAUAUGGCUGUAUUCUUCCAAGGGACUCUUCUUCCAGAUGCCAAAACCUUUGCAAUAAAUUUCAAAACGGGGCCGUCUGCUGGUGAUGACAUCGCUUUUCAUUUCAAUCCUCGCAUUGGUGAUUUUACCGCCCUGAACAGCUUCAUAAAAGGAAACUGGGAUAAACAGGAAUUUGCACCUCAUCAACCCUUCACCAAGGGAGGAGACUUUCAAAUGAUUGUAGCCUUCAACUCUGAGGGUUAUGAGGUCUAUGUGAAUGGAUUAAGGCAUUGUGUGUUUAAGCAUCGCGUACCUUUAGAAAAAGUUUCAACAAUUGAAAUCCCUGGAGGUCUUUCCCAGCUCAUGUUUGGUUUUAUACAUGGCUGGAGUACUUCUUCAUUCUUCAAAGAAAUUCAGAAAAUUCCAAUCACACAGAGUGUAACCACAAUGUUUGGAUCCACACCUUUCCAGAUUUCACAACCAAUCAGCAACCCAACAUUUCCCUAUGUGGGUAAAAUCCCAGGAGGGAUUAAACAAGAUAUGGCUGUAUUUUUCCAAGGGACUCUUCUUCCAGAUGCCAAAACCUUUGCAAUAAAUUUCAAGACAGGGCCGUCUGCUGGUGAUGACAUCGCUUUUCAUUUCAAUCCUCGCAUUGGUGAUUUUACCGCCCUGAACAGCUUGAGUAAUGGAAACUGGGAUAAACAGGAAAUUGCACCUGAUCAACCCUUCACCAAGGGAGGAGACUUUCAAAUGAUUGUAGCCUUCAACUCUGAGGGUUAUGAGGUCUAUGUGAAUGGAUUAAGGCAUUGUGUGUUUAAGCAUCGCGUACCUUUAGAAAAAGUUUCAACAAUUGAAAUCCCUGGAGGUCUUUCCAAGCUCAUGUUUGGUUUUAUAUAUGGCUGGAGUACUUCUUCAUUCUUUAAAGAAAUUCAGAAAAUUCCAAUCACACAGAGUGUAACCACAAUGUUUGGAUCCACACCUAUCCAGAUUUCACAACCAAUCAGCAACCCAACAUUUCCCUAUGUGGGUAAAAUCCCAGGAGGGAUUAAACAAGAUAUGGCUGUAUUCUUCCAAGGGACUCUUCUUCCAGAUGCCAAAACUUUUGCUAUAAAUUUCAAAACGGGGCCGUCUGCUGGUGAUGACAUCGCUUUUCAUUUCAAUCCUCGCAUUGGUGAUUUUACCGCCCUGAACAGCUUGAGUAAUGGAAACUGGGAUAAACAGGAAAUUGCAUCUGAUAAACCCUUCACCAAGGGAGGAGACUUCCAAAUGAUUGUAGCCUUCAACUCUGAGGGUUAUGAGGUCUAUGUGAAUGGAUUAAGGCAUUGUGUGUUUAAGCAUCGCAUACCUUUAGAGAAAGUUUCAACAAUUGAAAUCCCUGGAGGUCUUUCCCAGCUCAUGAUUGGCUUUUUAUAUGGCUGGAGUACUUCUUCAUUCUUUAUGGAACUUCAGAAAAUCCCAGUCCCACAGAGUGUAUCCAUAAUGCUUGGAUCCACACCUUUCCAGAUUUCACAACCAAUCAGCAACCCAGCAGUUCCCUAUCUGUGUAAAAUACCAGGAGGGAGUAAAACAAAUAUGGCUUUAUUCUUACAAGGGACUGUUCUUCCAGAUGGCAAGCGAUUUACAAUAGAUUUCUCUGUUGACAAAGACAUCGCUUUUCAUUACAAACCUCAAAUGGGUCAACAUACCAUUCUGAACAGCUUUAGAAAUGGAAACUGGGAUAAACAGGAAAUGGCACCUGAUAAACCCUUCACCAAGGGAGGAGCCUUCCAAGUGAUUGUAGGCUUCAACUCUGAGGAAUAUCUGGUUAUUGUGAACGGAUUACGCCACUGCACAUUUAAGCAUCGCAUUCCUUUAGAGAAAGUUUCUGAAAUUUUUGUUCACGGAGACGUUGCCAUUCAGCUCAUUGGUUUUGUUGAAGGCUGGAGUAGUUCUUCAUUCUUUAUGGAACUUCAGAAAAUCCCAGUCCCACAGAGUGUAUCCAUAAUGCUUGGAUCCACACCUUUCCAGAUUUCACAACCAAUCAGCAACCCAGCAGUUCCCUAUCUGUGUAAAAUACCAGGAGGGAGUAAAACAAAUAUGGCUUUAUUCUUACAAGGGACUGUUCUUCCAGAUGGCAAGCGAUUUACAAUAGAUUUCUCCGUUGACAAAGACAUCGCUUUUCAUUACAAACCUCAAAUGGGUCAACAUACCAUUCUGAACAGCUUUAGAAAUGGAAACUGGGAUAAACAGGAAAUGGCACCUGAUAAACCCUUCACCAAGGGAGGAGCCUUCCAAGUGAUUGUAGGCUUCAACUCUGAAGAAUAUCUGGUUAUGGUGAACGGAUUACGCCACUGCACAUUUAAGCAUCGCAUUCCUUUAGAGAAAGUUUCUGAAAUUUUUGUUCACGGAGACGUUUCCAUUCAGCUCAUUGGUUUUGUUGAAAACUGGAGAAUUGCAUAAAUUAUAAAUGGGCAAAGCACACAUGGGCAAGAUGUUCCAAAGGCUGAAAAUUUUGCAGCAGUAAUUUUUUUGAAAGUGUGGAUAGAUGUCAAAAUAAUCUCUUGUUAAAUUUGAUAUUACCUUGUUAUCAUUGUUUUUGUACAAACUAUACAAUUUGGGACAUGAUGCGAUUCUACACUAGACAUUUUACCAACCAGUCUGAUCAACAGAAAUCUUAACAAUUUAAAGCACACUGCCUCAACUUCCUUAGUUUUCAGACAUUUACAGACAAUUAUAUUCAUAAUAUUAUUUGCUAAUUACCCUUAUAUGUAACAAUUAUACAUCAAUGUCCAGAAAACAAAAAUCCAAGGUAAUUUUUAAAUACUAUACCAUCUCAGGUCAGACAUUUACUUUAAAGUUUUUGAUUCAUAAUAAAUUUGCUGCGAGGCCUGUUUGGAUACUUCUCGUGACAAUGGAGACAAAUUUUUAUUUUUUUUUCUAUGCAGAAAUGCAGAAUGAUGUGAUAAGGCCGUCCAGAAGCUACAAAUUAACUUCUGGGCAGAUAUUUGUUGAAGGGUAGCUUGUCUGUGCAACACUACACUAGAAAGGCUUUAAUAUUUUUAAGCUUGCUUUAUGAUUCUCAGUUAGAGAGACUCAAAGGAGGGAAUCAGGGAACAUAAUGUUACUUUUCUUUCACUUGUCUUAUGGGCUAAGGGGCAAACAUUGGUUAUUCAUAUUUACUCCUGUUUUAGAUUAAAAUACCUUUUAGGAGCUAUGGUGUGUUUUACCUUCUUCUGGAUUAUGGCUUAAUUUGUGCUGAAAAUGGAAAUCUUUAAACUGAUUUACUGCUGAAUUUCUCUGUUAAUUCUAAAUAAAAACAACUUCAGGUA
This is a messenger RNA of Tachysurus vachellii, 12412 nucleotides long. RefSeq lists its product as uncharacterized. The coding region runs from base 147 to 11543 and encodes 3798 amino acids. The transcript is spliced from 91 exons. Gene Ontology annotation, molecular function: carbohydrate binding. The record is from RefSeq and is a predicted model, not a curated record. Lineage: Eukaryota; Metazoa; Chordata; Actinopteri; Siluriformes; Bagridae.